GAAAAAAAGUCACAUACGAAGUAUCAAACUUGCCAUCGAGCCGAGCCGACGAUUUGUAGCCGUACUUGUCCAAUUUUUCUCCACGGACCAGUGACUAGUAUGUAAAUGUAUGUCCUUUUCUAACGAUACGAGUACCUCGCGCUCUUACAGCGAAUAGCGAUUAAAAUUCUAUUUCCAUCGCAUUUUACCAAAUUACGACUUACGAGCAGGUACGCGUGUAUUGGUGCAUUUCCCUCGGGCUCCGUACAGUAUUUUAAUAAAAAUUAAAAAUUAAAUUAUAUCGCAGGGUGACACUUCAAAUCGACCCCUCUCAUCGCGCGAACAAAGUGCAACUUUAAGGGCACACGUUCUUCUUCGAUCCACCGGCCACCCUACCAUCGUGCAAAAGAUGUUGAAGACUGAAAUGGAGCAACCUAAAAUUACUAGCACUGGCACUAGCACCGCUAGGCUGUGGCUGUGGCUGUUCAGUAAACUCUUACUGGCUUACCUACCUAGGCGUCGCAUCGUGCUUCUGUCUGUCAAUCGCCAUUCGCCAACUCGUUGCGUCUCGUCGUUCACUUAAUUUUCAUCAAUCGGAGCACAACGUGAUCGUGAUCAUUAUUCGAGCAAUUUUUACCUACCCUAUGUUUUCGUUUUAAUUUUCUGGUCAUUUCGAGUGAUCUGGCGAAUUUGAGCCGUUUUUUUAUUUCAUAUUUUUCAUAUUUUUCCUUCGUCUUAUUUUAUUUCAACUUUUUUUUUUUUUUUUUUUUUUUUUAAUAAUGUUGGGAGCGAAUUUUUGUUGUGUUAUCGGGUUUUUUGCCGUAUUUUUCAUCCAAAAUUCGUCAACUCAGAAUAGAAAUCUUUGCGAUAUCUGCGAAUGCAUUCCAUCCUAUGCCGAACCAUCGUACGUCAACUGUAAUUGCAAGAAAAGUAAAGUGCUCAUUCUGAAAGAUGAAGACGGCGAGACGUUGGCCAACACAAAAAUGCUCAAUAUUUCGACGUGUAAUUUCGUAUCGUUUCCCCCGAACGGUUUUCCAAAAUCGAAAAAGUUGAAAUCGGUUCAAAUCAAGCUCAUGAAGUUAUUUCACCUGAAUUCCGGAGUAUUUCCCUACGCUGUGAAUUUGAACGUGGAGGAUGUCGACGAAUUAAUAGUUGACGGUUUUCAAGGGCAAUCGAAUUUGGCCAACAUAGAAAUUAGAAAUUCCGUUCUAUCUGAACUAGCCGAAGACUCUUUUCGAGACGCCAAAAAUCUGGAAAAGCUUAGCUUUCAAAACGUCACUAUUGGUAAUAUAACUUCCGGAUCUCUUGUAAUUUCAUCGAAUAAUACGAAGCCUUGGAUUAAAUUUGCAAAUUGCAAGAUUGACGACAUUCAGUCUGAUGGUAUCUCGUUGCAAGUCUCGAAAUUUGAAAUAGUCGAUUCGAGUAUAAACGUGAUCAGAGCGACCGGCAUUACGGUAAUUGCCAACGACAGUAUCGACAUCAUUCGAAGUACAUUCGGAGCUGGCAUUUCCCCGGAAAGUUUCCAAUUCAAGUCGAAUAAAAUAAACAUAGUUUACAACGACUUCGAGUCGUUGCCGUCUCUCUUGCUUAAAAACGUCGAGUUGACGAAUGACAAAAAGAUCAAUUUCAUGAAUAAUUUGAUUCACGACGUCGACUUAGGCGGAUUCAUACUCAAUUCCAGGUUAGAUAAGAUAUACUUCGUCAAAAAUAAAAUUAUGUGCGAUUGUACUCCGCGAAAGACCAGCAUACUAAAGGUGAAAGAAGUAUUCCCCGGUUUAUUAAACGACGAGACCAAUUUCGACGCGAUAAUCGAGCAUAAUUCUUGCAAAAAUUACAACGGUAUGCAUUUGAGCGAAUUCAGACGCAAGUUUUUGGCGAGAAUCUUAUGCAACGAUACGGACGUGGACGCGUUACCAUCGUCUUUCGCCAAUUCUUCCGAACAAAAUGAUUUUUCAACUUUACUCGGUAACAAUACGAGAAACGAAGCGACUCUUACGAGCGAUAGUUACGCCGCCGCGAAAUUCAGUAUUUUCACGAUUUUAAUUUGUAUUUGCGCCGCAAAUAUUUUCUAACAUUUGAUUCGUCGAGUGACUAGUUGACUACCUACGAGCCCAAUUUAUCUUUCACUUUUUUCCCGCAAAUUGUACGAAAUUUGUAGAUUUUACGCGUCAUACGCGUGUACGAGUCCAGCAGAUCGUGUUGACUGCAGUUGGUGCUUCGAUAUUACGUACUUGGUACCAAUUUAUCAACCUAUUAUUACCUACUUUUCUAGUAAUUACUCGCUUAUUUUUGUUAUUGUUUUUUGUACUCUUAUACCAGAAAUAAAUGUUGUUAUCGAAAAAAUAAAAAUUGAAAAAAAAAAAUUACGUACAUUUUAUUAGAAUUAAAAACGACAAAUAGGACUAUCGUUUACGAUUUGAAGAUUGAUUUUUGGUCCGACCAUAUCUCGAAUGUUGUUAAUGCCGUAUUUCACCAUCGUCGGCCUCUCCAACGAAAGACCCCACGCGAUUACAUUCACAUUCUUAGGUAAGCCCAUUGGUAACAGCAUCUCGGGCCGGAACAUACCGGAAUUGCCGACUUCGAUCCAUUUCUGCAGACCGCGAUGAUAACAAAAUAUCUCCAUACUCGGUUCGGUGUACGGAUUAUACGCCGGUUUGAAUUUCAACUCUUCGAUGCCCAAUUUUUUGAAAAAUUCGUGUAAAAUACCGAUGAGAUUGCCCAACGUCAAGUUAUAAUCGGCGACUACUC
Planococcus citri (citrus mealybug) is the source of this 2727-nucleotide messenger RNA. RefSeq lists its product as uncharacterized. Bases 759 to 2051 code for a protein of 430 amino acids. The transcript has 3 exons. Lineage: Eukaryota; Metazoa; Arthropoda; Insecta; Hemiptera; Pseudococcidae. The record is from RefSeq and is a predicted model, not a curated record.